Messenger RNA from Ambispora gerdemannii, 237 nucleotides. The record is from the annotation of a GenBank genome assembly. Lineage: Eukaryota; Fungi; Glomeromycota; Glomeromycetes; Archaeosporales; Ambisporaceae.
AUGAAAUUGUUAACGUGGAAGAAAGUCGCCCUACCAAAGUCAAGCUCAGCAAAGGAAUCAGAUGAUCGGGUCAAGGUCGCUCAAUUUGAAGAUGUUUUUUUAGAAACAGGAUCGCGAAACGGAAAGAAGUUGUAUCGAGUGAGCCAGACAUCUGUUCGCCCUCAUUUUACUAGUAGGCCAAUGGAUAUUGAUAAUACAGUUGUUCCUCGAGACUUUACUGAGUCCAAGAGUUUAUAA